Molecule: messenger RNA, 1699 nt
Organism: Spodoptera frugiperda (fall armyworm)
Lineage: Eukaryota; Metazoa; Arthropoda; Insecta; Lepidoptera; Noctuidae
Product: histidine-rich protein PFHRP-II-like
Cellular component (GO): extracellular matrix
Source: RefSeq, a predicted model, not a curated record
CGCGAACGCAUUUCUCCGCCCCACCAAGAGAAUGUACGUUGCAAAGCUAUUAGCAUAUAAAACCACCAUUCAACAGGUCUAUUAGCAUCAAUCAACACUUGACCGUUGAGAACUUUACAACAAACAUGUUCAGCAAAAUCGUAGCUUUGAGCGCGCUGUUGGCCGCUGCCAACGCUGGUCACCUGGGCCAUGGUCACGCCGUGUCCACCCAAACCAUUGUCCACCAUGGCGAACCCGCACACUACGCCGCCCCUGAGGCUCACUACGCCGCUCCCGUGGCCCACUACGCCGCUGCCCCCGUAGCUCACUACGCUGCCCCCGUAGCCCACUACGACGGCCACGACACCUACGCUCACCCCAAAUACGACUUUGAGUACUCCGUGGCUGACCCCCACACCGGUGACCACAAAGCCCAGCACGAGAGCCGCGACGGUGACGCCGUGCACGGAUACUACACCCUGGUGCAGCCUGAUGGUUCCGUGCGCAAGGUUGAAUACACCGCUGAUGACCACCAUGGUUUCAACGCUGUCGUCCACAACACCGCCCCCAUCAUCCACGACCAUGGUCACGACCACCAUCAUUCACAUUUCUCCGCCCCACCCAGUACACGCAAUAGGCUCUGCAUUUCAUAUAUAAAACCGAACCCCACUUAUGUUAAUAUCAAACAACGUUUAACCGUUACAAAUACUAGUAAAAUGUUCUGCAAAAUCGUAGCUUUGAGCGCGCUGUUGGCCGCUGCCAACGCUGGCUACUUGGGCCAUGGACACGCUGUGUCCUCCCAAAGUGUCAUCCGUCACGAUGAACCCCAUCAUUAUGCUGCUCCUGUAGAACAUCACGCUCAUUAUGACAGCCAUGACGUACACGCCCAUCCCAAAUACGACUUUUCUUACUCCGUGGCUGACCCCCACACCGGUGACCACAAGUCCCAGCACGAGAGCCGCGACGGUGACGCCGUGCACGGAUACUAUACUCUCGUGCAGCCUGAUGGCUCCGUGCGCAAGGUUGAGUACACCGCUGAUGCCCACAAUGGUUUCAAUGCUGUAGUACACAACACCGCUCCCAUCAUACAUGACCACGGACAUGGACACGACUACCAUAUAUUCAACAAAAUGUUCAGCAAAAUCGUAGCUUUGAGCGCGCUGUUGGCCGCUGCCAACGCUGGCUACUUGGGCCAUGGACACGCUGUGUCCUCCCAAAGCAUCAUCCGUCACGAUGAACCCCUUCACUACGCUGCUCCCGUAGCGCAAUACGCCGCUCCCAUCGCCCACUACGCCGCUCCCGUGGCUCACUACGCUGCCCCCGUAGCUCACUACGCCGCCCCCGUAGCCCACUACGACGGCCACGACACAUACGCUCACCCCAAAUACGACUUUGCUUACUCCGUGGCUGACCCCCACACCGGUGACCACAAGUCCCAGCACGAGAGCCGCGACGGUGACGCCGUGCACGGAUACUACUCCCUGGCUCAACCUGACGGCUCCAUCCGCAAGGUUGAGUACACCGCUGAUGCCCACAAUGGUUUCAACGCUGUGGUGCACAACUCUGCCCCCUCAGUACACCCCGCCCCCGUCCAUGGACACGCUUACCCAUUACUAAGUCAUCAUCAUUGAUCAAUAAUUGAGCUGUGCCUAUUUAUUAUUUUGUACAAACCAAAUUAUUAAUGAACGAUGUUAAAAAAUAAACUGUGAUAUUCCACAAA